GGGUGAUUUGAGGAGAAGCGCCGCGCGCCUUGCCAUCUGAUAGUUGUCCACCGUCGAGCAUCCAUCGCCGUCACCAUGGCUCCCCCACACAUCCAGGACCAAGUCUAUGCAGCAUCCAUGUCCGACCCCGAGGCCUUCUGGAGCCGUCAGGCGCGCCAUCUUCACUGGCACAGGACGCCAUCCAGGGCACUGCACAAGGGCGUCAAGCAUCUCAACAAGAGCAACGUGUCGCACGAGCAUUGGGAGUGGUUCCCAGACGGUCAAAUCUCCACCACGUACAACUGUGUCGACCGGCAUGUGGAAAAAGGAAACGGAGACCAUGUUGCAAUCUGUUGGGACAGUCCCGUGACGGGCCAGAAGGAGUUAUACACAUACAAACAGCUGCUGCAAGAAGUUGAGACGCUUGCGGGCGUGCUGAGAGAGGAGGGCGUCGACAAAGGAGACGUUGUUCUCAUCUACAUGCCAAUGGUGCCGGCUGCGCUGUUUGCUAUGCUGGCCAUUGCUCGCCUGGGAGCCAUACACGCCGUCGUCUUCGGUGGCUUCAGCUCGGCAGCGCUGGCACAGCGCAUCGAGGCCAGUAGACCCGUCGCCAUCAUGACUGCCUCUUGCGGCAUAGAAGGGACCAAGAAGCCGGCAGAGUACAGGUCUAUGAUUGAGGGCGCGGUCCACAAGAGCAGCUUCAAGCCGUGCAAAACCAUUGUCUGGCAGAGAGAGCAGCUGAGGUGGGAUCCGAUUCGCAAGGAAGACGGACUCAAGGCCGAUGCUGUGCCCGUCAACAGCGGGGACGGGCUCUACAUCAUCUACACUUCGGGAACGACCGGGCUACCCAAGGGCGUGCUUCGCUCGGCGGGCGGGCAUGCCGUAGGGCUCAACUUUUCCAUCAAGUACCUGUUUGGAGUUCACGGCCCAGGCGACGUCAUGUUCACGGCGAGCGACAUUGGAUGGGUUGUGGGCCACUCGUAUAUUGUCUACGCCCCUUUGCUCGCUGGCGCUACCACGGUCAUCUUUGAAGGCAAGCCAAUUGGGACGCCAGACGCGGGUACGUUUUGGCGCAUUGUUGAAGAGUACAAGGUGUCGACCAUGUUCACUGCACCUACGGCGCUGCGAGCGAUUCGUCGAGACGAUGGCGAGAGCCACUUCUUCGCGGCAAGAGGUGAGAGAGGUGCGCUCAAGACGCUUCGGGCCCUGUUUUUGGCUGGAGAAAGAAGCGAGCCCAACAUCAUUCAGCGGUACCAGGACCUGUUGACAAAGUACUGCGCUCCAGGCGCCGUGGUAGUCGACAACUGGUGGUCGUCCGAGUCGGGCUCGCCUAUUUCGGGCAUUGCACUCAGUGCGCCUUCGGGGCUUGACUUUGGGUGUCGAGAGCGGGCCAAGCCCCUUGUCAUCAAGCCAGGAUCAGCAGGCAAGGCCAUGCCUGGGUUUGACGUGCGUGUGGUGGAUGACAAUGGCAACGAGGUGAAGAGGGGCGACAUGGGCAACAUUGUCAUGGCGAUGCCUCUUGCGCCGACGGCGUUUACGAGCCUGUGGGAGGAUGAAGAGCGCUUCUACAAAGGCUACUUGAAGCGAUUCCAUGGCAAGUGGAUCGACACGGGCGAUGCGGGCAUGGUUGAUGCCGAGGGGUACAUUUCCAUCAUGGCAAGGGCUGACGACGUCAUCAACGUUGCGGCACAUCGCUUCAGCACCGGACCAGGGGCCAUUGAGCAAGCGAUUACGACGCACCCGUCGAUUGCGGAAGCGGCCGUGGUUGGGAUUCCUGAUGCGUUGAAAGGGCAUUUGCCGUUUGCCUUUGUCACCCUGUCUACAGCGGGCGUGGCAGACGACAAGCUCUUGGGUGAAGUUCAACGUCUUGUGCGUGAGCAGAUUGGGGCCAUUGCCACGCUGGGAGGCCUCAUCCAGGGCAAGGGCAUGAUUCCCAAAACGCGAAGCGGCAAGACUUUGCGCAGGGUGUUGCGGGAGCUGGUGGAGAAUGCCACGCACGGAUAUUUUAGCAGCCAUGUGAGCGUGCCAAGCACGAUUGAGGACAGGGAAGCUGUCAAUGUUGCGCGAGCCAAGGUUCGUGAAUAUUUCGAGACGAGGGGCAAGGAUUUGCACAAGGCGACGGAAGCGCGAGCGAAACUGUAG
This is a messenger RNA of Exserohilum turcica Et28A, 2121 nucleotides long. RefSeq lists its product as uncharacterized. The record is from RefSeq and is a predicted model, not a curated record. Bases 76 to 2121 code for a protein of 681 amino acids. The transcript is spliced from 3 exons. Lineage: Eukaryota; Fungi; Ascomycota; Dothideomycetes; Pleosporales; Pleosporaceae.